AUGAUUGUGAUGGAGGGAUUGAUGUUAUUCCCACCGGAUCGGGGAACCAUCAUUGGGAGGAGUCUUUGGAAACAACGAUACGUUGUGCUUGGCACUGGGAGUAGGGCUUCGAAUGACCAACAACCACAAACCGACAGCUCGGGUCGAGGCGCUGCAGCACGGAAAGGCGGUUUAAAGAAUACUUCCUCGAGACCAAGUCUGGUUGAUGUGUCGCAACCGGAACCGCAGGGAAACAAAUUAUAUAUCACAAUUUACAAGGCAAAGGGAGAUUGGGAAUAUCUGCAGCAACAUGCAGUCUCCGCCUUCAAAACAUGCGAAGUUCGACAUAUUCAACACAAAAAGCAGAGCCCUUCUCUUCCAACUUUAUUACUCGAAUUGAAACCAGACUCAAUUGCGGACAAGCAGCGGAAACGUCGGUCGAGUAGGACUGGUGGCCUGUCCUCAUCGAAAGAUACACAUUCGAACAUCCUUCUUUUUCGCAGCGUGCCGGACGAACAGCAUAAUAUUUACGAUUGGCAGAUGAAUAUCAAGCCAUUGCUGACACCGGAUGACAUAGAAGAAGGACCUCUGAGUCCUAUGAGUCCAGCGUUCAAUUUCUCCAAUCCUUUUGCGAAUCGAGAUGCCAGAACCCCAAGUGCGCAAAGACCGGAAUUACAACAGCGGGGCUCUCACCAAAAUACGUAUCCUCAUGCGCCGACACCUAGAGAAAGGCCAUAUGCCAUGAUUUCUCCAUCUCCCAGUCUGCGUUCAAGACGUUCAGACCUCUCUUCACAGGCAAGCUCACAACCACCAAUGGGCUUUACUUCAUCGCAUCCGCAAAGCUACACUACACUCCCUACUGAUCUGCCAUCUCCUGCUUCGACUUCUGGGUAUGAUAAUCAAUUUAUUGAGGGGUGGACGUCUGCACAAGGACGGUCAUCUGCACUGUCUUCACAUACCAGAGGCAGCAAUAGUAUUGCAUCUGCGGUACAACCUCCCCUAGUUGCCUCGACACCUCCAGGUCCACGAGAAACGAUUCUAGACCGAGCCUUUCAGAUGCGCUGCAUACCCGGCAGCGACCGGGUACCCGACAAGGACGAGGAAAAGAUAAGCAGCAUCGCCCGAUUCGAAGCACUAAUGCGUGAAGUGGAUGAGCGAAAGCAAGCCAAAGCAUUAGCUAAAUCACCUACACAUGAGAGACAGAAUUGGGGCCUGGAAGAAGAAUCCGAAGAAUCAUCCGAAGGAGAGCCAGAAGAAGAUGAGGACGAACUAGGCAUGUCGGACGAAGAUGUCGCCAUUCCCACACCUGCACAACGAGCACUAGACUAUAUAUCUGGACGCCGGACGCCUCUGCCGACGACUAGACCACUGUCACCCGCACCCCGAAGCCCUCCAAUCCCUUUCCUAAACUCACAAGCCAUGUCUGCCUUCCACGGCCAUUCAUCAGGCGGAGGUCUUCGACCACGAACCGGAACAACCUCAUCCAGAAACGGAGAAGGCCGACCCAACUCCUUCGCCCUCCCAUCCCGCUCCCAAUCCACAACCACGAUCCCGACCCUCCAACACCAAGACUUCGCUCCUGCGGUUUCUUCAAAUCAGAACCUAAAAGCCACAGACCAGAAAGAGAAGCGCAGGAGCAGCACCAGUGUGAAGCGCCUCUCCUUCACAGAGUUCGCCAAACGUCUGUCUUCGACUUCUAGCUUACUGCUCGUGCAAACUAAUGCGAGUUCUAGCUCGGGACGUGGCGAUGGCAGUGGAAGGGUGAGCAGCGAAUUCGGAGCCGACGAAGACCGUACCGGCAUGGGAAUGCGAGGCGGUGCUGGGACGGCUGCUGAGAUGAUGGGAGGGAGUAAUCGAGACAAGAGAUGUGGGUGGAGGGGCAGUGUUGGUGUUUUUGGUGGGGAAGGAGGGUUUUUGUAA
Messenger RNA from Mollisia scopiformis, 1899 nucleotides. RefSeq lists its product as uncharacterized. The coding region runs from base 1 to 1899 and encodes 632 amino acids. Lineage: Eukaryota; Fungi; Ascomycota; Leotiomycetes; Helotiales; Mollisiaceae. The record is from RefSeq and is a predicted model, not a curated record. The transcript is spliced from 2 exons.